Messenger RNA from Elephantulus edwardii (Cape elephant shrew), 654 nucleotides. RefSeq names its product leukocyte surface antigen CD53-like. The coding region runs from base 1 to 654 and encodes 217 amino acids. The record is from RefSeq and is a predicted model, not a curated record. NCBI's taxonomy places the organism in Eukaryota, Metazoa, Chordata, Mammalia, Macroscelidea, Macroscelididae. The transcript has a single exon. Gene Ontology annotation, cellular component: membrane.
AUGAGUAGCUUGAAACUGCUGAAGUAUGUCCUAUUUUUCUUCAACUUGUUCUUUUGGUUCUGUGGUUGUUGCGUCUUAGGAUUUAGGAUCUAUUUCCAAAUCCACAACAGCUUUGGGGUGCUCUUCCAUAACCUCCCGUUCCUCACACUGGGCUAUGCUUUCAUCAUUGUGGGAUCCGUUGUCAUGGUGAUCACUUUCCUGGGCUGCAUGGGCUCCAUCAAGGAGAACAAGUGCCUGCUUAUGUCGGUCUUUGUUCUACUGCUGAUUAUCCUCCUUGCGGAGGUGACCUUGGCCAUCCUGCUCUUCGUAUAUGAACAGAAGCUGAGUCUGUAUGUGUCUGAAGGAUUGACUGAGAGCAUCCAGCAUUACCACACCAACAACAGCACCAAGGAGGCGUGGGACUCUAUCCAGUCAUUUCUGCAUUGUUGUGGUGUAAAUGGCACAAGUGAUUGGACUUCAGGCCCACCAUCAUCUUGCCCCUCAGAUCCACAAGCUAAGGGUUGCUAUGCAAAAGCAAAACAGGGGUUUCACUCCAAUUUCCUGUAUAUUGGAAUCAUCACCAUCAGUGUAUGCAUGAUCCAGGUGUUGGGGAUGUCUUUUGCGCUAACUCUGAACUUCCAGAUUGAUAAAACCAGCCAAGUCCUUGGGCUGUAA